Messenger RNA from Caenorhabditis angaria, 4753 nucleotides. The record is from the annotation of a GenBank genome assembly. Lineage: Eukaryota; Metazoa; Nematoda; Chromadorea; Rhabditida; Rhabditidae.
AUGAGGAUUGAUUUACUAAACGCGAUGGUAAAUUAUAAUGAGAAGACGAUAACAUCAAUGGGAAUGCAUUUAGUGAGAAAGGUACGUUUUCUUCCAGAAAAAAAGACAAUGAAAUUUUAGUUGAAUAUUCAGAUUGGUGUGCCAGGAACAUCCGAAUUAUUUUGUAUUGAAUGGAAUCAUAACACUGAUUUUAUAGUUGUUGGAGGUGCAAUGGGAACUUUGAAAAUUAUCAAAAUUGAAGAUAAUUUCAAAGGUGUUAAUAGUUUGUCAGUUAAUCAAGCAUUAGAAGGGCACAGCUGUAAGUUAAAUUUUUCUUGCGAGUUAAAAAAUUUGUUUUUGAAGCUUCUGUUAUGUGUGCAAGUUGGAAUGAGAUUUAUCAAAAAUUGACGACUUCUGAUGCAGCUGGACUAAUUAUUGUUUGGGGACAGCAUAAUGAUAGUUGGUUUGAAGAAAUGAUCAAUAACAGGUAAGAACUUUGUGAAAAUUGUGCAAGUGAGUGGUUUGCUUGUAUUUUUUCUUUUCCAAAAAUUCGAAAUAGUUUUUCAAUUUUCAAAAAUUCAGAAACAAAUCAAUCGUUGUUGGUAUGGGUUGGAACUGUGAGGGUAACAAAAUUGCGAUUGCAUAUGCAGAUGGUCAAGUUAUUGUUGGAACACUGGAAGGAAAUCGAAUAUGGAACAAAGAUUUACCAAAUGUUCUAUGUGCUUGUGAAUGGGCACCUGAUGGAAAUUCCAUAUUUUUUGGGACUCAAGAAGGUGAACUUCAUGUUUAUGAUGGACAAGGAAACUUUGUGGUUAGUUUAUGUUUUUGAUGGAUGAAUUCUUGGUUUUUUUCAGCAAAAAGUUCAUUUGAUUGGUAUGGAUUCAAUGGAAUUGCGAACAGCAUUGGAGAGUGAGCUCGUUAUUCCGAAAAAUGAAGAUAGUAAUGAAAUUAAAAGAAAACCAGAUCCUAUUAUUUGCAUCAGAUGGUAUAUUCCACCAAUGAGAUCAAAAGUUAAGAAAACUGAUGGUCCCAAAGCACCGAAUAACGCUAUAAACAAUGAGCCAUUUACAAAAGGUCAGUUGUAAGAAAACAUAUUUUUGGUUUUGAAAAUUUGAUUAAAAACUAGAAAUCAAAUUUCAUAUUUUACAGCUGCCACUAGAAUGUUUUCGGAUCCUACAACGUUUCAUCCAUCAAAUAAUGUUCCUGGUGAACCGGAUGAUUCAGUAGCGGCACCAAGAAUAUCUCGAAUGACGGCAAGUGAUCCGCCUCCAACUGAAAUGAUGCAACAAAUAAUUCCCGACAAACCGAGAUUAUUGAUUGCGUUUACACAUGGGGUUAUCCAGCUUAUGAGAAAUGAACUAGACACUAGUGAGUUUUUCCAAAAAAAAAAACAUUGAAAAAAAAAAUUAUAAAUUCUAAAUUUUUUCAAGUAUCUUUUGUGUUUCAUUGAACAUUUUCAGGCCCAAUCAUUGUUCGUUUUCCGAAAUAUAAAAUAACUUGUGCAAGAUGGUCGCCAAACGGAGCAUUUGUUGCCGUGACAGGCUAUAAAACUGAUGAACCGCCUCUAGAACAGUGUUUCAUUCAUGUUAUCACUGCAUAUGGUCAAGUAAAUUUCAUUUUCUUGUUUUUUCACAAAAAAAUGUUCCCUCAAAUUUUCAGAUCAUAAGUAACAGUCGUAUACGAGAUACAACAACUCUAACUGGUUUUGCUUGGGAUAAAACUGGACUGAAGUUUUCGAUAAGUGCUGAUGCAUUUUGUUGUUUUGGAUGUAUUCGACCACAAUAUAAAUGGGGUUAUAUUGGCCAUACUGUCAUAUAUAUUUAUGAAAAAGAAGAGAAAAAUACAUUUGCUGUAAAUUUCUAUGAGACAAAGUUGGAAGAAUUAUUUGUCAAAACAAUCAAUCGUUUUCAAAAUAUUGGCUGUCAUGAGAAUUAUUGUAUUUUGGUUAAUGAACAAGUUGAAGAGGAAAAGAGAACUGUGAGUUUCUUCAAAACUGAUUAAAAUAUGUUAUGUUGGAUAUUUUUAGUAUUUCGCUCAACUUUGUAAUGGUAUUGGAACUGCUCUUGAUUUCAAACACACUGAAGUCGAACCCAGAUGUGUGGCACUAAAUGGAUAUGCAGCUGUUAUUGCAGGUGGUCAACAAUAUUUCAUUUGGCAUUUUGUACUUCCAAAAUAUAAUAGUGUUCAAACUGGAAUUCAUGUUCCUGGAAAAGAAGGUGUUUAUAAUCUUGAAGAGAAUAAUUCUGGGCCAAGGAGAGGGGUAAGACAAACAUUUUUCUGAUAAUUUUUGAUACACUUUAUUUCAGUAUGGAAGAACUGCUGAUUCGAUUUGUGCUUUAUCAAUGGCGGAUAAAUAUUUUUAUGCGGUAACCUCAAAACAAUCGAGUAGAAAAUAAAAUUGUCGAUUUUCAGGCUUGCGAUUCUGGUGCUUUGUAUAAAAUUGAGUUGAACGAUGGAAAUAUACUUCAAAGAUUGUCUAUUGCUCCAAAUCUUGAUUCAAUAAAACUCAAUUGCACAUUCACACGUCUGGCCACUUUAGGUUAACAGUUUUAAAAAUUAUGAGAACAAAUAGAAAUGUUUCAGAUAAAAACUUGGUUCUGACAAUUUAUGACUUCAAAGAUAAUUCUGUGGUAGAAUGGAAGAAGUUGGAGCAAAGAGAAGUUUGGAAUUACAUUUGGGAUGCGGUAGGAUUUUCUUCCAAUUCAAAAAAUCAAAUACAUAUAUUUUGUGUUUAGGAAAAAGAGGAUAUGUUGGCGAUGAAUGAAAAAGUAAAAAUGGUUGUUUUGAAAGGAAAUUCAUUUGAAGAACCUGUCAAUACAUCUGGUUAUUUAUGCUCAUUCAAGGGAUUGAUUGUAAAAACUGUUGCCAUUGAAAAGUUCCUACUGAGACCAGAAGCACCAGAUAAAAAACAUCUUCAUGAUAUUGAGACCAAAGCUUUGAGAGAUGUCAAAUUGCUUUUAGAACGUAUGAAAAUUGAUGAAGCCACUGAAUUUAUUGAGAAAAAUCCACAUCCAAGACUAUGGAGAUUGUUAGCUGAAGUUGCGUUGAAUAAAUUGGAUGUUGCUACAGCUGAACAUGCUUAUGUUAAACUUCGAGAUUAUUCUGGAAUAACAUUUUGUAAAAAGUUGUUGAACAUUCAAAACGGAGAGAUACAACGAGCAGAAGUUUUUUCCCAUCUUUCAAAAUUUGACAAAGCUGAAAAGAUAUUUUUGCAAAAUGAUCGACGCGAUUUGGCAAUUGCAAUGUAUACAAAAAUCAAUGAUUGGAAACACGUUCUUCAACUUUUGACAGCUGAUGAUGACGAUUCAGUGAGACAAACUGCUUUGAAAAACGUUGGUGAUAGUUUGUAUGAUCAUAUGAAAUAUCAAGAAGCUGCUAUGGUUUAUAAACAAGCUGAUUGUCUCGAGCAACGGAUAAAUUCAUUAAUAAAGUCAAAUUUGUUUGGCGAGUUGGAAGAACUUGCUAGAAAUUUACCAGAUAAUCAUCGAUUACUUGAAAAAAUUGGUGAUGCUUUUACAUCUCGUGGAUUAUGUGAUCAAGCUGUUGAAUGUUACAUGAAAUGUGGAUUGGUUAAAAAAGCAUUGGCUGCUUGUAUCGAGCUGAAUUUUUGGGAAAGAGCAAAUGCAAUAGCAAAGAGUAAUAAUUUGGCGGAUGUUGAUGUUAUGUUAUCAAAAUAUGCUGAAGAAUUGAUUGGGCCAAGUAAUGAAAGAUCAAUGUCAGCAUUACAAUUGUAUCGAAGAGCGGGUAGAUUGAUGGAUGCUGCAAAAAUAUGUUUUGAGGUUUGUAACUUCUUUUGACAAUGAGUUCUGAAAAUAAUCCCCAUAUUCCGAAUUUCAGAUCGCUAAAGAUGAAACAAUCCGAAUGGCUCCAUAUACUCGUUUGAAACGAAUCUAUGUUAUGGGAGCUUUGUUGAUUGAAGAAAUGCAUGUUCAAAGAAACAAAGGUCGAGAAAAACCAUCAGCUGCUCGUGUUCUUGAAGAUACUUUAAAUGAGGAGAUGGAAGUAUCAAUUGAAGAAUCAAGAGUUAUUGAAAAUGCAUGGCGUGGAGCAGAAGCAUUUCAUCUGAUUUGUGUUGCUCAUCAACAUUUUUAUGAAGGUUUGAUUACACUUUUCAAAUUAUGUAGUUGAUCUAUAACAAUAUUUUUUUUUGUUUCAGAAAGACCAUCUGACGCACUUCGAACUGCUAUCAUAUUAACAGAAUAUGAAGAUAUUCUUGAUGUUAAUGAAAUAUAUUCUAUGAUGGGUAAGAUUUUGAUCAGGUAGAGCAAAAUUUUUCACAAGAGAUGAUUUUUGCAGCAUUGGCAGCUGCAAACGUUCGACAGUUUUCACUUUGUUCUAAAGCUAUGAUGAAGCUUGAGGUAUGUGAAAUGUCAACAGAAGAUGAAAAAGAAAUGAUGAGAGAUUUGUCGUUAGAAAUGUUUAAUAUGUAAGUGAAUACCAUCUCUAUGUCCAACAAAAAUGUAUUUUUUUUUCAGGUUUCCUCCGACUGAAUCCCAAGUUUCUAAACUCCAAUGUCCUUCUUGCGAAGCAUAUAUCAAAGAAUAUGAUACAACUUGUGGAAGUUGUUUCACAAAGGUCUGUGUUUUUAAAAAUCUUAUUCUGCAAAAACAUUUAUAUUCAUUUUUUGCAGUUUCCGGUGUGUAUUGCGACUGGUCGUCCACUUCUCGAACUGCAAUUUUGGAUUUGUCUAACUUGUAAACAUCGUGCAUAUCAAAAAGAAAUCACUAAAUUUAGAACGUGCCCAUUGUGUCAUUCUUCGACAUCUUUUUUAUAA